AUGCCGAUCGCCCAACAGACGAGCUUAGGAUGGAUCCUGUCCGGGGGCUACGAUGCAGCAGCAACCGAAGGACAUCGCAGCACGUUCCAGUGCACCGCAGACCACGACCUCGCUGACAUGGUUCGACGCUUCUGGGAGCAGGAACACGAGCCAGUGGCUGGGACACCGCUUACCGCCGAUGAAGCCAGAUGCGAGGACAUCUACGUGCGCACGGUCACACGCACGUCCAGUGGACGAUACAUGGUGAGGCUGCCAUUUACUUCACCGCCGCCGACAUCGCUCAGCGAGACUCGUCGACCUGCUGAACGCCUACUGGAUGCCAUGGAGCGGAAAGGAGCACGAGAUCGUCGUUUCGGUGACCUCUAUCUAGACUUCAUGGAGGAAUACGGGAACCUACAACAUAUGGAGAAGCGCACACGGUCCGGAGAGUCGCUGAACGCACACCUCCUCACUGGAGCCAAUCUCUUGCCAGCACUCGCUGACGUCCUACUUCGUUGGCGUUGGCAUCGGUUCGUGCUCGUCACGGACAUCGAGAAAAUGUACCGACAAAUCCUCGUGCAUCCGGAGGACUGUCGCCUGCAAACUAUCCUGUGGCGCCACAACAGCUCUGACGACGUCCACGAGUACGAGCUGAGGACCGUGACCUAUGGGCUAGCGUGUGCACCCUUCCUCGCCAUCAGGACUCUUCAUCAACUCGCAGCAGACGAAGAGGCACGAUAUCCACGCGGAGUCAAGGCACUGCGACACGACUGCUACGUCGACGACGUGGUCACCGGCGCCGAUAGCUUGGAAGAUGCUAUCGACCUUCAGCAGGAACUACGGAGUCUUUGCACGGCGGGCGGAUUUCCUUUGAGAAAGUGGGCCGCCAACGAUCCUCAGGUGCUCACAGGAAUUCCACCAGAACAUCAGCUGCAACGUGGGCCGCACUCAUGGGAAGAAGAGAGUCACGCUACCCUGGGCCUCCGAUGGCAUCCUCAAGGCGAUUGGUUCUCCUUCUCAAUUCGUCCACGUCCAGUCACUGAUCUCACAAAGCGACGAGUUCUAGCCGAAACGGCUCGGCUCUUUGAUCCGAUGGGUUGGCUCGCGCCUGUCGUCAUCAGAGCCAAAAUCCUGAUCCAGACGACGUGGCUUCAACGGCUGGAUUGGGACUCUCCGCUGCCUGAUCAGGACGCACACCGCUGGAGGCAGUUGUUGGAUCAGCUUCCUCUAUUGGAUAACAUUCGUGUAACUCGCUGGCUCAACACCGGGGACGACCAUUCGCAACUGCAGCUCCAUGGGUUUGCCGACGCUUCAGAGCGAGGAUACGCCGCCGUGGUGUACAUCCGCAACGCUGCAACAGAAAAAACGUCAAUCAACCUAUUGAUGGCAAAAUCGAAGGUCGCGCCUGUCAAGCAGGUGUCGUUACCUCGCUUGGAACUCUGUGCAGCAGCUCUACUUACCACGCUCAUGCUCCACGUGCGCGCUACUCUCGGUUUGACAACGACGCCGGUGCAUCUGUGGUCAGAUUCAAGGGUCACACUUCAUUGGAUCCGCGGACACAGCACUCGUUGGAAAACCUUCGUCGCCAACCGAGUAUCUCAGAUCCAGACCCUGCUUCCAGACGCUCAAUGGAGACACGUCGCUGGACGAGAGAAUCCUGCAGAUUGCGCAUCGCGCGGUGUUACUCCUGCUGAAUUAAUCAAUCAUGAGUUGUGGUGGACAGGACCUACCUGGCUCUCAGGAGACGAGACUGCAUGGCCGGGUUCAAACAUCGACGUCCCAGAGGAUGACCUCCCGGAGCAGCGAGCCACCGGUCUGGUAAUCAAGGCACCGGUCUCGGCAGAACCUGACCUCCUCCUCCGAUUUCCAACGCUGCACAGGCUGCUGCGGGUUACGGCAUGGUGUCGGCGAUGGCUCAAUAAGGCGAGACGUGACGCCAUACCUGGCCGUCUAUUGCAUCCGGACGAGCUGGACGUCGCCUUAUUUCGAUGGCUGCGAGUGGUGCAGGCGCUCCACUUUCCUACGGACGUAGCUGCGGCUUCUGCUGGACGCACUAGCCCACCACGAAGCCACCUAGCGAUGUUGAGUCCGGUCCUCGAUGAUCAAGGCGUGCUGCGCGUCGGAGGACGUCUCAAACAUGCUCAGCUACCACUCGACGAGAAACAUCCAAUGAUCAUCCCGGCGGCAUCAUGGUUGACUCGGCUGGUGAUCGAUUCCUGCCACCGACGGACGCUGCACGGAGGUGUGCAACUGACUCUCGGCCUGCUCCGCCUGCGCUUCUGGGUGCCUCGAGGAAGGACUACCGUCAAACAGCAGCUACACCGAUGCAUAACCUGCACUCGAUGGCGCGCCGCCACACCACAGCCUCCGAUGGGUAACCUGCCUCGGGAGCGAGUAACGCCAACUCGACCGUUCCUCAGCACCGGCUUGGACUACGCGGGACCAAUCCUCCUCCGGACCAGCAAGGGGCGUGGACACCGUGCGCACAAGGGGUACAUCGCAGUCUUCGUCUGCUUCUGGUCAAAGGCCGUUCACUUAGAAGUCGCACUCUCAGAUGAUCCAGAGGACGUUUCGGCGCUGACCCCCGGUCACUUCCUCAUCGGGACACCGCUCCUCGCCUUGUCAGAACCGUCAUUGACAGAGCAGACGGUGUCCACCUUGUCACGUUGGCGUCAUCUGCAGCGGAUGAGGGAUCACUUCUGGCAGCGAUGGUCAUCCGAAUACAUGCACGGACUCGCCCCACGCACCAAGUGGCUCAAGGAUGCACCUGCACCCCACGUCGGCGAUCUCUGCCUCGUUCGCUCCGAGAUCACCCCCCCGAACCGAUGGCCCCUCGCUCGCAUAUCGUGUUUGCAUCCCGGGGACGAUGGAGUUACACGCGUAGUGACGAUCCGAACGGCCACGUCCGAGCUCGUGCGCCCACUCGUCAAGCUCGUGUUUCUUCCGGGCGUGAACGACGUUCCUACACCGCACGUUGACGCAUAG
Nylanderia fulva is the source of this 2964-nucleotide messenger RNA. NCBI's taxonomy places the organism in Eukaryota, Metazoa, Arthropoda, Insecta, Hymenoptera, Formicidae. The record is from RefSeq and is a predicted model, not a curated record.